Varroa destructor (honeybee mite) is the source of this 4446-nucleotide messenger RNA. RefSeq names its product 14-3-3 protein zeta-like. Lineage: Eukaryota; Metazoa; Arthropoda; Arachnida; Mesostigmata; Varroidae. The record is from RefSeq and is a predicted model, not a curated record.
CUGCAAGACGAUCUGGCGUCCAUUCAACACUGGGUUGCUUCUCUGCUCGCGUACGCCAUCCUGUCGUCCUUUACACUCCCUCGUCAGCCUGCUACUACCAUCAGCGCCGCCACAGCCACUGCCCCAGCCAGCUCUCUAUCUCCAGUGGCCCCAACGAGUGACCUGCCUCGUUGGUGCUCGCCUGCCUGACUCUGGCCGACUGCAUGCGUAAGCCACCGUCGCCGCUGCUGCUCUACCCUGGUCCGCUUUGGUCUGGUCGACUGGUCCUGAAGCAACAGCAGCAGCAAACUGAAACGACGAGAUAGUGGUAAAUUGCGAAGAACGGCAGCCGACUCAAAGAACCGAGCAGCGAGCAGCCUCAUCGACGAAUUAUCACCCACCGACAACUGAACCGGCCAAGUCAUCCCUCUCGAGCUGUGAGAGUUUUGAGAAUUGCGUUAUAACGAUCAACUAUCGCCUGCAGCAGCAGCAGCAGCAGCAGCAGUGACGCUUUGUGAGGGUGAAGAAGAAUUGCUGGUUGACCGAGACACGUUGCGUUGUGUGCUUUGAGCGGUGGCAGCGGCUGCGCGACGGCAGCGCAGGUGGCGGAGGCGAUUCCGUCGAGAGAACAAAACCUAAAAGGAUUUCCGAGCCGCUGCUGCUACGAUUACUCCCUACAGGACGAUCGUGAAGUUGCGUGUACAGGAGUUGCGUCGUGAGUGACCGAUAAAUCGGGCGGAGCACACACGGCCGUGAACAGAGGCGUAAAGUGUGGGGCGACGUUUGCGUCAGUGAGGUCGUCGUAAUAGUGGAAGUUGGUACGCAAAGACUACGUUAAAACGCACAACGUUCAUUCAUCAGCCGUCGUUGUCGUACAGCCGACGAGUUCCAACGGCAGGAAGAAGCCAUGGCCGAUCGCGAGAAGCUCGUUCAGCUGGCGAAGCUAGCCGAACAUGCCGAAAGAUACGAUGAUAUGGCUAGCGCAAUGAAGGAGUUAACCGAAGGCAGUGCUACGGAGCUGUCUAAUGAAGAGCGGAAUCUUCUUUCGGUGGCCUAUAAGAACGUAGUAGGAGCUCGACGAUCCGCCUGGCGCGUAAUUUCCUCGAUUGAGGCAAAGACCUCACAGGCCAACCAGCAACAGAUCGCCGGAGAAUACAAACUCAAAGUCGAACAGGAACUGAAGGAUAUCUGCAAUCAGGUCCUUGCCCUUUUGGACGGUUUCCUCAUCCCAAAGUCUAGCUCGGCUGAGUCCAAGGUCUUCUACCUAAAAAUGAAAGGCGAUUAUUUCCGCUACCUUAGUGAGGUAGCACAACCUGCAAGCCGGGAGGAGGUGGUCAACAACUCGCAGACGGCGUAUCAGGAGGCCUUCGAAAUGGCCAAGAGUAAGAUGCAGCCGACCCACCCAAUAAGAUUGGGUUUGGCGUUGAACUUCUCUGUAUUCUACUAUGAAAUCCUGAACGCGCCGGAUCGGGCUUGCCACCUGGCGAAACAGGCGUUUGAUGACGCCAUCGCGGAGCUGGAUACGCUCAACGAGGAAUCGUAUAAAGACUCUACGCUUAUCAUGCAACUGCUUCGCGAUAACCUCACGCUGUGGACCUCUGAUACGCAGCAAGAAGAGGAGGCGCCUCCCGCCCAGUAGAGUACCUCAAGCACCUAUUCGACUUAAGGGGAUAGCCAGACAGAACGACGUUACCUAUACAGAGCCGAACUGAUCCGUAACUUACUCCUCCUUCGAUCCAAAAUCUCGUCAUACUGUAUCAAUAGAAUUUUUUUUCAGAUUCAGAUAGAGUGUAUGAAAUCAUCACAGCUAUUCCUUCGAAAAGUUAAACUUCAACGGGUCGUCUGUUUAUUUUGUUAGCAGCUGUCUUGGCAUUGGCGUCGUUCGCUUGCCGGGUAAGGGCCAAAAAAAAAAUAAUCUCUAAAACAAUAACUAUUUUCUAUACUUAAUUGUAUUCAAAAACGCUGCCCAUUUGAAACAUUAUAGGUCUCUAUUUAGAUAGGGCUUGUUAUCUCUUUGUUUUGUUCUUUAUUAUCAUAUGUGCGCCCAUUGUUUGAUAACGGCAUUGGAACGGUUAGAGCGAAAGGUUAAUUUCUUUCAGCUCCAUGUCUCGGUACUAAAUAUUCUAAAAAAAUAUUGAAGUAAUGCGCUGGAGUCCAGCUGUGACUGUAAGCGGCACGGAUACAAAAGCAGUCUUCUCAUAGGUUGAUAAAAAAAAUGGCGCAUAGUACGCGACCACGUACCUUUCAUUACCCUAUUUCUUCUUAAUUUGCUCCAUUUCAUCCACAGUACCUAGUCCCGUUAUCGUAUAUUAAGCACGCGCUAUAGGUCCAAGGUUGUUCCAACAUGUCGAAGACGACGACGACGACGAUGACAACAAUUCAAUAUUUCAAAACGUAGCCACAUAGAAGCCCCUGGUGAGGAAUACCGUACACAACAGCUGCACCGCAAUGCUCUUAGCAGAUACUUACGCGCACAUCAGAGUAACAAUAUGUGAGCAUACACCAUGCAGAGUGACUUGUUAUUGUCUGAUUUGCAUUCACAACACAGUCCAUUGAACCCGGUCCUGAGCAUACGUGUACCCAAGCCGGAGUGGUCUUCCGCCUACAGGGUUGACGCUGACAGCACGAGUUUCCGCCCCGAAUGUCAACAACGGCUAUUCAACUCACUGGGUGACUCAAUCGGCAUGUUUUGAUUGUCACAGUAAUCGAGAUGAUGACGAGUAAUUAUGAUAUUGUACUGUAGCAUACGACGACACGUAGGCCCAAAAAAAACAGCCCAAUGGGCUUUUUUCAGCGGUCACUGGUUGCGUCGAGCUCAUUUCCAGGCUACCGAAGUCCUAUACGGACAAGCGAUCUACAGGCAAAGAUCAUCGAAAACGACCUAGCUAAAGUAACCGGUGAAGAUCAACAGCCGAUAGAAAAAUUCGGACAUGAUCUAGAUCACUUUUAAAAGUGUCGCUCUAUUGUAGGCAUAAGUAAAAAGAUUUAAAUAGCUGCUACUUGUUAAUAGUAGUUGAAAAAGAUACAUGUAUGUAUUUGGCUAACCAAUCCUUGAUCAGGGCGCAGUGAUGAUGUCUGUUAUUCAGUUGACGAUGGAGAACGUACGUACGGUCCAAUUUCAGUCACUAAUUUAUUAUUGAAAUAAAAAUUAACGGUUUUAUUAUAGUCCUGUACGUUCAUAAACAUGUAAUUUUCACCGUUAGUAAAAACCUCUGGUGUGCCCCCAAAAAUAUCACCUGUUUUGAAAAAAACCCGUGAUUUUAUUCCGCUUUUACACACACAAACACACAGCAUUUUUUAAACGACACCAAUUAUGAGGAUGACAAUGAGGGAUACAAUCGAAAUAUGCGAAACCAUCUUGAACCUCUUCCAUACCAGGAUACAUUGACAGUAUACAUCAUUGCAUGCUGCUAUUAUUAUUAUAUUUAGAGAGAGAAACUAAGACAUGAUGCAUAUAUUCAUAUGCGCAUAUAUAUUAUAAUGAGUAUAGAGAGUUUGUUUAAGCGGGAGGCCGAACCUCUAUUGAGCUCGUUUAUAAUAGUAAUAACAGUACGAAGUAAUAGCUGAGCAGAGGAAUAGGAUAAAAAAACGAACGGAAGAGAUUACGAGCUGACUCUAGUCGCCGAUCUACCAGCAAGCAAUGUCUGCUUAAGCACGCUAUUUAAUACUUACUUUGAUUACUGGUACCUAACGCUGAGAUCUAUGAUUCACAGCAUCUCUCAUAAGAGCUAUCACAAAACACAGCAACCAAGCGACUUAGUGAUUACAAACCCCCGUACGGAAUUUCGCGUUGACUUAAGCACAGGACGUUUUCCUGGCAGGCAAUCCAAUACCGGUUUCAUAGAUCGCGUGAAAAAAACUAAGCAAAGAAAAACAACGAUCUUUAUCGUCAUGAACUACUACCGUCAUUCUUCCGCAAACUAAAGCCUCCAACGUCAACUAGUACCACUAUUACUACAAUUUACAACCAUUGAUAUUAUUAUUAUUAUUAUUAUAGUAUAAAUUAGCAGCUAGUUAGAGCGAGAGGGCGAAAGCGGGAGCGAAAGAGUGCGCGUGACAGGACGCAAGAAAGAUAUUCGUUCAAAAAUAACGACGUCGGCUAAAGACAUAAAGGUAAACAGGCAGAACGAACAUGUAAACAGAUUCACGGGCUAACAAGAACAGCACUGAUUGAUACCAAUCAAGUCGAAACUAGCAUGAAAAGUAACUAUAGGCAUAUUGAAGAAGCGGUGACGAACACAAGAUACAAAACUCACCGCGAUCAACAAUUACGGACCCCGAUUUUUCUAAACAAACGGAUCACCCUAACCAAGACUAAUGCAAUGGGCCGUUAAUACACUUCAAAAGAAAAAAGAAAUAGGCCAAAUUUCUCAAAACACUGAUAUUUCAAUGUAAGCCAUAAUCGUCUACUACCGCUGAUGCGCAGGGGACAAGGAAAUGUCCAAAGGAUAAUAAAUACAAGGCCAA